UUAGAGUUUCGGAAGGGUGGGGUGUUUCAAGCACGAACCGAUUUAUAGGAAGUAGCAGAGAGCAGCUGGGGCUGCGCCGCCGUCGCCGCCGCCGCGCCAUGGACGCCACCACACCCGUGCAGCACUUCUCGCUGCGCUGGAACAACUUCCAGUCGACCAUCACAUCGGCGCUGGCCGGCCUGCGCGACACGCAGGCGUUCGUCGACGUCACCCUCUGGACGGACGGCCAGCAGAUCAAGGCGCACCGCAACGUGCUGUCCGCCUGCAGCCCGGUCCUGCUGGAGCUGCUGAAGGACAACCCGUGCGCGCACCCGAUCAUCAUCCUGCGGGACGUGACGCCGGCCGACCUCACGGCCAUAGUCACCUACAUGUACCAAGGCGAGGUGAACGUGGCGCCGGAGUCGCUGCGCACCUUCCUGCACACGGCCCAGCUGCUCAAGGUCAAGGGACUGGCCGACACUGGCAUACAGCAGGAGGCUGACGCCUGCGUGUACGACUCGCCGGUGUCGGCCGGCAGCGAGUCGCCGCGGCCGGUGUCGCCGCCGAAGCGGCGCCGUCCGCUGCCGCCCGAGCCGGCGCCGGCGCCGCCACUUCCGCCGCCGCCGCACGUCCUCACGGCUGCUCCGGGCAUCGACCCGGCGUCCAGCAUGCACUCGCCAGUGCGCCGGUCGCGGUGGUGCGAGUCCUGCGCCAAGAUGAUCGUGCGCGACUUCGCGCGCCACAAGCGCGAGGUUCACGGCGAGGCCAAGCCGCUGCCGUGCGACCUGUGCGGCUCCGUGUUCAAGUACAAACGCUCGCUGCAGGUGCACGUGAAGCGCAAGCACGAUAUCUCGUGGGACAACUACCGCCAGGUGGUGGACGGGCCGCCGCCGCCGCCGGCCGAGCCCACCAACUCCAGCUCCCGCCUCUGCUCCUGCUCCAGGACCUGCCGCGGACUGAAGCUGCACAUCUCGAACGGCUUCGGUCGGCGCCGGCGCUGCCCUGCACACUAG
Messenger RNA from Pollicipes pollicipes, 992 nucleotides. RefSeq names its product protein tramtrack, beta isoform. The record is from RefSeq and is a predicted model, not a curated record. Bases 99 to 992 code for a protein of 297 amino acids. Gene Ontology annotation, molecular function: protein binding. Gene Ontology annotation, biological process: regulation of transcription by RNA polymerase II. NCBI's taxonomy places the organism in Eukaryota, Metazoa, Arthropoda, Thecostraca, Pollicipedomorpha, Pollicipedidae. The transcript is spliced from 8 exons. Gene Ontology annotation, cellular component: nucleus.